UCAGGCUCGGGGAUACCUGAGGUUAGGACCAUGCUGGCUGGCUUCAAAAUGCCUCACUACUUGUCUCUCACUAACAUGUCUACCAAGUUCCUGGGCCUUAUCUGCACGCUGGCAGCUGGCAGCACUGUUUUCCUGGGCAAAGUGGGUCCAUUUGUGCAUCUCUCCGCUAUGAUUGGAGCCUACCUGAGCAAUCUCUGCAAUCUCAUACAAGCCAAUAACAAGGAAAAAGCUGGUGGAGAAAUGCUGGUUGUAGCUGCUGCAGUGGGUGUAGCCAGCUGCUUUGGAGCCCCCAUUACCGGUGUGUUAUUCAGCGUGGAGGUGAUGUGUUCUCACUUCGCCCUGAGGCAUUACUACCCGUGCUUCUUCUCCGCCGCCUGUGGGGCGCUGACCUUCCGCCUAUUCUCCGUGUGGAGUGGAGAUGAAGAGAGUCCUCAGGCAUUGUUUAAAACAAAUUUCCCCGCUGCUAUUCCCUUCUACUCGCUGGAGAUUCUACUAUUUGCCUUUCUUGGGCUGCUGUGUGGAGCUGUGAGCUGCUGCUACCUCGCCUGCCAUCGUUGGAUGCUGCAAUUCACUAAAACAAACCCAAUGUUCAACAAGAUGCUAACCACAGAGAAGGGUCUAUACUCAGGCAUAGUGGCUUUCCUCCUGGCAUCUCUGACAUUCCCCCACUCUGUUGGUCAAUAUAUGGCUUCUAAGCACACCAUGAAGCAGCUCCUGACCUCCUUACUGGACAGCAGGCAGUGGAGCUCUCAAUCCCACAAUGCAUCUCUUCACCUGGGGCCCGAGGCUUUGUUGGAGUGGAGCUCGUCAGGGAGUCCUGUCUUCCUACCUCUGGCUGUCUUUCUGCUAAUGAAGAUGUGGAUGUUGGUCUUUGCCUGCACUCUGCCUCUGCCAGCUGGAUACUUCAUGCCAGUGUUUGUCUACGGGGCGGCUUUGGGUCGUUUUCUUGGAGAAGGAGUAGCUUAUGUGUCUUCCACUGGACUGACUUCAGGCCUGCAGUGGGCUUCUAUAAAUCCUGGCGGUUACGCACUUGCUG
Messenger RNA from Notothenia coriiceps (black rockcod), 1036 nucleotides. Its product is annotated as chloride channel protein ClC-Kb-like. The transcript is spliced from 10 exons. Gene Ontology annotation, molecular function: voltage-gated chloride channel activity. Gene Ontology annotation, cellular component: plasma membrane. The record is from RefSeq and is a predicted model, not a curated record. The annotation marks the transcript as partial. Gene Ontology annotation, biological process: chloride transport; transmembrane transport. Lineage: Eukaryota; Metazoa; Chordata; Actinopteri; Perciformes; Nototheniidae.